AGUUAUUGAUAGGACAUCAUAAACAGAAGUUUAGGGCUUCUUUAAUUUGACAUUCCAAGUUCAUUCGAAAAACGAUCCAUUACAACAAUAAUUAGUUGUUAGACAUGGAAAUCACAGUUCCUUUUCCAUCUUAUAAAUAUUUGCGAUUCCUUGCAAUUCUAGCAGGAAUUUUAGGAUUGGCACAAUCACUAGCAUGGCUUACAAUGAGUAUUCUUGCGAUUCUUGGAUAUUAUUGCAACAUAAAUUUUAAUGUUUCCGCUAAUUUUGGAACUGUUUUGAUAUUGACAAUCUAUCAAAUGUACUUUAGAGGUGAUUGUACGCCAAGUGGUUGGCCAACAGUCGAUUUUACAAUUAUUGGCGAUUUGGAUCUAAUGACACCACAAACAGUAAAUAUAUGGAUGUGGGUAGUGGCCGCUCUUCAUUUGUUAUGGCUUUUCAGCUCUGUUACGAUGAUUACAAACAUCAAGAAAACGAAUAUUAAAUACAUUAACGUGUUCUUAUAUCUUUGGAUUUUUAUCACACUCGUGAUUUCAAUAAUUGACUUGGCGCUUUUCAUUCUUUUUAUAAACGAUUACAACACAAUCUUCAGUCACAGUUUUGACUUUUCACUUAACUUUGCACCGGCAUCACAAUUGAUUCUUAUCACUGCACAAAAUACUUCCGGAAUGAUGGCGUCAAUUGCAUUGCGUGGAUAUAUUCUCUGGCUUAUCAACAUUCUUUUAGUCAUUUAUUUGUUUACUCAAACAUUUAAAAUUUCUGAUUACAAUCGAUUGAGUGGAAUACAACAAGUACAACCACAUGGUGAGACAAACAAAGCGUUCAAAAAUGAUAACGAUGAACUUCAGAAUCAUCCAAUCUUUAAUAAUCAGCCGAUAAAUGCCUACGAAAUGCAACCCACAAUGCAACAUUUACCGUGGUAUAAUUAUUUGACAACAGACAUUCCUAGAGCACAACGUCCAAAAUCUUAUGUCCCACAACAAACAAUGACUAGAUCAAAAUCCGCUUCAAACCUUGAUGAAUCUUUUCAAAAAAGAAUGACAACUGCUAAUGGUGGUGGCGUUGUCUUACGUCGAGAUCAAGUUCAAAAUCGUAGUAGCAGAAAUUAUACUCAAACACCAUCUAAUCAAAACAGUUUUGAUUCCCAGCGCAAAUUCACAAAAAAACACGAAUGGGUGAUGGUUGAAGGACAGAUUGGAACUGUGGGAAUCUCAAAUUACGCGCAAGAAGCUCUUGGAGAUGUGGUUUAUGCGCAAUUGCCUGAUGUAGGCUCAAGUUUUCGUCAAUCUGACGAGUGCGGAGCCUUAGAAUCAGUCAAAGCAGCAAGUGAAAUAUAUUCACCGGUAAGUGGCGAUGUAACAGAGAAAAAUUCAGCUGUUGAAGACACACCAAGUCUUAUUAACACUUCAUGUUAUGAAAACGGCUGGCUCUUCAAGAUCAAAUUGGCAAAACCAAGCGAAUUAGAUGAAUUAUUAAAUGAGACACAAUACGAAGAAUUUCUGAAAGCAGAUGCGCACUAAUAAUGCAUUCAAUAAUCAAGAAUUGUUCAAUUAUAAUCAAGUUCACUUAAAAAGUUAGAUUUGUUUAAACAUUUUCUGAAUGUCGUGUUUAUCAUCUCAAAAAGUAAUAAAAAUAAAGUUUCAAAGACAAUAAAAUUA
Messenger RNA from Clunio marinus, 1655 nucleotides. The record is from the annotation of a GenBank genome assembly. NCBI's taxonomy places the organism in Eukaryota, Metazoa, Arthropoda, Insecta, Diptera, Chironomidae.